AUGGCCAAGGCUGAAUGUCCAAGCAAGUUCACUCUGAAAGCAGACCACAAGUGGGGAAUGAACAUCAUCAUUUAUGAAAGGCACUGGCUGGCCACCUAUUUUGUCAUUUGGUACGGCGUUCCCUACAUGACAUACGACAUCUUCGCCAUGUACCUCAGCCACUACUACCGCUACCACGUCAAGGGCCACGAGGACUACAAGCAGCACUCGCUGAGGACCGUCAACUCCUUUGUCCGGAGAGAGUUUCUGCUGGUGCUGCACCACAUCGCACUGCUCACCAUCCUGCUGCCUAUCACACUGUUCUUCAGGAAGGACCAGGGGGAUUUCUUCAUCGGCUGCUUGUUCCUGACGGAGCUCAGCACGCCCUUCGUCUCCCUGGGGAAGAUCCUUAUCCAGCUGAGCCUCCAGGACUGCUGGCUGCAUAAGGCCAACGGCGGCAUGGUGCUGCUGACCUUCUUCAUGUGCCGCAUCGCCCUCUUCCCCUUCAUGUACUGGAUGUACGGCCGUCACUACGGCAUCCCGCUGCACGCUGUUCCCUUCCACCUGCCGCUCGCCACCAACCUGGGUAACUGCUGCAUCCUGGCGCCGCAGCUCUACUGGUUUGUGCUGCUGGUGAGGAAGGGCUACCGGCUGUACCUGCGGAGCCGCGGGGCGCCGCCCGCCAAGGAGGAUUGAUGCUGCGGCUGCGCUAACUGGACCCGUUACGGUACUGUAGUUCACCAGGACUGCCUGCUCUCUGUCGCUCCUCCUGGGCCUCCAUACUCCAACUCCUCUGUAACAAAGCUGUUGCCUGAAGGACCUCUCACUCUGUCUGAUUUUACUGCACUCUGAAGAAAGGUCACAUUCACCUCAUUGAGAGCGGGAGGCGGAGCUUCCUGGAGACUUUCUCUGAUCUUUCACUCCUGCUGUUUCUACAGCUGCUGCUGUUGGAGAGGUUUGUUACGGCAUUAACUGCUAGCCACUCGUGGUUGGUGGUUAUGUUACAGCUCUGAUGUCACGUCUCCUGGGAGCGCCUCAUCCACAUUUAAAUCUGUUACAAGUCUGCAUUAAUAUUCCAACUACACUGUUUAUUUUUAAACUUUAUUGGGGCGAUUAAACGUUUCUGAAAUUUCA
Molecule: messenger RNA, 1113 nt
Organism: Poecilia latipinna (sailfin molly)
Lineage: Eukaryota; Metazoa; Chordata; Actinopteri; Cyprinodontiformes; Poeciliidae
Product: protein FAM57B-like
Exons: 6
Coding region: 1-675 (224 amino acids)
Biological process (GO): lipid homeostasis
Cellular component (GO): endoplasmic reticulum; membrane
Source: RefSeq, a predicted model, not a curated record